Lotus japonicus is the source of this 1223-nucleotide messenger RNA. Its product is annotated as nodulin-26-like. Gene Ontology annotation, molecular function: channel activity. Gene Ontology annotation, cellular component: membrane. Gene Ontology annotation, biological process: transmembrane transport. The transcript has 5 exons. The record is from RefSeq and is a predicted model, not a curated record. NCBI's taxonomy places the organism in Eukaryota, Viridiplantae, Streptophyta, Magnoliopsida, Fabales, Fabaceae. Bases 266 to 1090 code for a protein of 274 amino acids.
UCAUCAAUCUUUAUAUGAAGAGAUCACAUCAACCCCUUCUUCCACGAGCUAAAACAUCAUAUAUUCCAGCAACCUCGAAAGAUCAAAUUCUUCAAUAUUAAAAAAUACUAUACAUCCAAUUAAUCCAGGAACAUAGUUAAAUACUAUAUAUAGAGGUGUUCGGUCGAAAAGACACAUGUGCUGCAUGUGGUCCAAUCUUCUUUCUUUCCCAUCUCAAAGAAACUAAAUUUCCCUGUCCUUUUAUUUCCUUGUAAUUCUGUGGGUGAUGGAUCAAGAUUCAGCAUCAAAUGGAGCCCAUGAGACAGUUUUAAAUGUAAGCAAGGAUGUCUCUAACACUACUGAAGUCUCAGACACCUCUUUCACUGUUUCUUUCUUGCAAAAGAUAGUAGCUGAGGUGGUGGGAACAUAUUUUAUGAUAUUUGCUGGUUGUGCUUCAGUGGUAGUGAACAAGAACAAUGACAAUGUGGUUACACUUCCUGGGAUUUCAAUUGUUUGGGGACUGGCUGUGAUGGUGCUGGUUUACUCUGUUGGCCACAUUUCUGGUGCCCAUUUCAAUCCUGCUGUCACCAUUGCUUUUGCCACCAACAGAAGGUUUCCAUGGAAGCAGGUACCUACUUAUAUAGCAGCUCAGGUUCUUGGAUCCACACUUGCAACUGGAACUCUCAGGCUAAUAUUCAAUGGCAAGCAUAAUCAGUUUACAGGAACACUCCCAGCUGGGUCUAACUUACAAGCUUUUGUGAUUGAAUUCAUAAUCACUUUUUACCUUAUGUUCAUCAUAUCUGGGGUGGCCACUGAUAAUCGAGCAAUUGGUGAGUUGGCUGGGAUUGCCGUGGGAUCUACAGUGCUCUUGAAUGUGAUGUUUGCAGGGCCAAUAACUGGAGCAUCAAUGAACCCAGCAAGAAGCAUAGGCCCUGCCAUUGUGCAUGGUGAAUACAGAGGAAUAUGGAUAUACUUGGUGUCUCCAAUUAUGGGGGCAGUGGCUGGUGCAUGGGUCUACAAUAUCGUUCGCUAUACGGACAAGCCAUUGCGUGAGAUCACAAAGAGUGCCUCUUUUCUCAAAGGAGUACCUCGUAGUGGUGGCUCCAACUGAUUUGAGCAAAUGUAUGAAAGUUGUCUUCAAGUGUUACUUAAGGAUCAUUGUUUUAUAUUUUAGUAAAAUGAUUUGAAAGAAUUGAUGUGGAAAAACUUGAUGUUGAAAUAGAGUGUUUUAAGAUGGAUGCAUU